Molecule: messenger RNA, 2809 nt
Organism: Labrus bergylta (ballan wrasse)
Lineage: Eukaryota; Metazoa; Chordata; Actinopteri; Labriformes; Labridae
Source: RefSeq, a predicted model, not a curated record
CAGAGGAUUGAGGCACAAAGGUGGAAGACCCCUCAACACUGGAGCAGCUCUCCAGUACUUGAGGGAUAAUGUCUUCACGGCCUCUGCUGGAAGCAGGCUCCAGGAAGGAGUCCCACAGGUCCUAGUUUUGAUAAGUGGUGGAAGGUCUUUUGACAGUGUUGAUGCACCAGCCUCUGCUCUCAAAGAGCUGGGUGUCUUGACCUUUGCAAUUGGAACCAGGAGUGCUGAUAGCAAAGAACUGCAGAAGAUAUCCCACGACCCCAGCUAUGCACUAACUGUGUCUGAAUUCACUGACCUUCCCAAUGUCCAACAACAACUUCAGUCCUCCGUGGAGGCUGUGGUUAUCGAGGUCUCCCCAGAAUCACCACCUGUUCCUGUCGAUACUGCCAAAAAGGAUAUCGUUUUCCUCCUGGAUGGUUCUGAUGGCACACGGAAUGGCUUCCCUGCCAUGCUUGAUUUUGUUAAGAGAGUGGUGGAGAAAUUGAAUGUAGGACCUAACAAUGACCGUGUCUCUGUGGUCCAAUACAGCAGAGAUGCAGAGAUCCAUUUCUAUCUGAACACAUACACCACAAGACAGGAUAUUUUGGAUACAGUCAGAGGGCUGAGACAUAGAGGAGGCAGACCCCUCAACACCGGGGCGGCCCUCCAAUACGUCAGGGACAACGCCUUUACAAACUCCUCCGGGAGCAGGCGCCUGCAAGGUGUUCCACAAAUGUUGAUCCUGCUAAAUGGUGGAAGGUCUUUUGACAAUGUAGAUACCCCAGCCUCUGCUCUCAAACAGCAGGGUGUCUAUGUGAUAGGCAUUGGCACAAGGAACUCUGACACUAGGGAGCUGCAGAAGAUAUCAUAUGACCCUAGUUCUGCUCUAUCAGUGUCUGAUUUCACUGACCUCCCCAGUGCCCAGGAACAGCUCUCCUCUGUAAUGAACACAGUGCUAACCAGGGCCACGCCCAUCACACCAACAAAAGCUGGUAAGAAAGUGACAGAUUUUUAUUUUCCAAGGUCAUGGUAGGAUGCAAAUUGAACAGUAUGACAGUGUAUUUAUUGUAGCUGAGGCAAGCCAGCAGCACUCUGAGAAUACAUUUGUUCCAGAUUAUACAGAGUACAUUGUUAAAUUCCAGGUUAGCUUUGGUCAUCUGACUUUCACAUGGAAAACAUUUGACACAUGAACCUGAACAUGUCUGACAUUUUUUAUUCCCUAGUGGAGAGACAGCCAGCAGGAAAAGAUAUUGUGUUCUUGUUGGAUGGAUCUGAUGGUACUAGAACUGGCUUCCCAGCUGUGAAAGACUUUGUCCAAAGAGUUGUAGAGACACUCAGUGUGGAUGACAACAAAGACCGUGUCUCAGUGGUUCAGUACAGCAAAGAGCCAGCUGCCCAAUUCUAUCUGAACACGUACACCACAAAAGGCGACAUCCUUGACACUGUCAGAGGAUUGAGGCACAAAGGUGGAAGACCCCUCAACACUGGAGCAGCUCUCCAGUACUUGAGGGAUAAUGUCUUCACGGCCUCUGCUGGAAGCAGGCUCCAGGAAGGAGUCCCACAGGUCCUAGUUUUGAUAAGUGGUGGAAGGUCUUUUGACAGUGUUGAUGCACCAGCCUCUGCUCUCAAAGAGCUGGGUGUCUUGACCUUUGCAAUUGGAACCAGGAGUGCUGAUAGCAAAGAACUGCAGAAGAUAUCCCACGACCCCAGCUAUGCACUAACUGUGUCUGAAUUCACUGACCUUCCCAAUGUCCAACAACAACUUCAGUCCUCCGUGGAGGCUGUGGUUAUCGAGGUCUCCCCAGAAUCACCACCUGUUCCUGUCGAUACUGCCAAAAAGGAUAUCGUUUUCCUCCUGGAUGGUUCUGAUGGCACACGGAAUGGCUUCCCUGCCAUGCUUGAUUUUGUUAAGAGAGUGGUGGAGAAAUUGAAUGUAGGACCUAACAAUGACCGUGUCUCUGUGGUCCAAUACAGCAGAGAUGCAGAGAUCCAUUUCUAUCUGAACACAUACACCACAAGACAGGAUAUUUUGGAUACAGUCAGAGGGCUGAGACAUAGAGGAGGCAGACCCCUCAACACCGGGGCGGCCCUCCAAUACGUCAGGGACAACGCCUUUACAAACUCCUCCGGGAGCAGGCGCCUGCAAGGUGUUCCACAAAUGUUGAUCCUGCUAAAUGGUGGAAGGUCUUUUGACAAUGUAGAUACCCCAGCCUCUGCUCUCAAACAGCAGGGUGUCUAUGUGAUAGGCAUUGGCACAAGGAACUCUGACACUAGGGAGCUGCAGAAGAUAUCAUAUGACCCUAGUUCCGCUCUAUCAGUGUCUGAUUUCACUGACCUCCCCAGUGCCCAGGAACAGCUCUCCUCUGUAAUGAACACCGUGCUAACCAGGGCCACGCCCAUCACACCAAAAAACUGUGCCCAGGAACAGCUCUCCUCUGUAAUGAACACAGUGCUAACCAGGGCCCCGCCCGUCACACCCAGAAAAACUGUGGAGAGACAGCCAGCAGGAAAAGAUAUUGUGUUCUUGUUGGAUGGAUCUGAUGGUACUAGAACUGGCUUCCCAGCUGUGAAAGACUUUGUCCAAAGAGUUGUAGAGACACUCAGUGUGGAUGACAACAAAGACCGUGUCUCAGUGGUUCAGUACAGCAAAGAGCCAGCUGCCCAAUUCUAUCUGAACACGUACACCACAAAAGGCGACAUCCUUGACACUGUCAGAGGAUUGAGGCACAAAGGUGGAAGACCCCUCAACACUGGAGCAGCUCUCCAGUACUUGAGGGAUAAUGUCUUCACGGCCUCUGCUGGAAGCAGGCUCCAGGAAGGAGUCCCACAG